Molecule: messenger RNA, 2240 nt
Organism: Drosophila virilis
Lineage: Eukaryota; Metazoa; Arthropoda; Insecta; Diptera; Drosophilidae
Product: neurofilament heavy polypeptide
Source: RefSeq, a predicted model, not a curated record
AGAAGAAGCAAAUAGUCCAGUUGUUGGGUUACGUUUAUCUUUGCCUUGUAAAGAAAACGUCAAAAAAGUGCGAAAUACAGCGAAUUUUCUGGCGAAAAUUGUUGAAACCCCUAUUUCAACAUAUACCGGUGCUACAGUCGAUUAGUAAAAUAGUUGGUCUUUGUGCGAACUAACUAAAAAUUGCAUUUAAAAAAUUUGCGCGUUCACGGUUCGUUCAGCGUGGCGUGUGUAUGUAUAUAUGUGUGCGUAAUAUACCUGCUAGUUGGUUUGAUUCGCUGUCUCAGUGCGCAAGGAGAGCAAGAGAGAACUCGCUACUUUGAAGCGAAGCGUUGCAACUGAACGAAAACAUUGCAAAAUACAAAUAAUUGUAUUUUGUAAGCAAUAUUAAUAUCAAUACCGAUAUCAUAAUGUCCGACGAGACCAGCAUACAGAAACCGGAAGCAGAGGCCGUUGCCGAGGCGAAGGCCAACAACGAUGAAGAUGCAUCAAUUCAACCGGCGGCAGAUGAGAAGAAGACACCCAAACGCACGCCCAAGCGUCGCUCCUUCAUUGAGCGGGCUCAGCGCGAGAGUGAAGAGCUGGUGCGGACAAUGGGUGGCAGCUUGGAGCUGGAAGGUGGACGACGCACUCGAUCCAGUACUCGUGGUACACCAACGCGACCCGCCGAAACCGUAACGCCGCCACCGAGCAAAAAGGCGCGCACAUCCCCAGCGACGACUAAGAGCGGCGGACGGGGACGCGGAGCACGCAAAUUGGAUAUAGCCGGCGGUGAGGAAGUUGAGCAAGAGACUGCUAAAUCCAAGUCAGUCAUAGCGGACGAGCAGGAAGAGCCGGUGCAGGCAAGCGAAGCUGUUAAGUCAAAUGUUGCUGCAAAGAAAGGAAAGAAAGAAGAGAAGGUUCAAAAGGCUAAGGAAGCUGAUGUAAAGGAGACGGUAGAUACCAAGAGCAAAGACGAUUCUGAACCUAAAGACACGGAAUCAAAAGUAACUGCGUCCCAAGCCACAGAAUCAACGGAUCAGCCAGACUCUGCUGCCCAAGUGCCUGCAGCGCAAGAUAAAAAACAAAACAAUGUUGUUCACGAUAAAUCAAAUACAAAGGAGCCUGAAGUGAAGGAGAAAACGCCCGAGCCAUUGGCAAAGCCGGAGGAACCAGCUGAACCAGUUGAAAGCCCACAGAAAAGUGAUGCUGCUGCCCCAGAUUCUGCCUCAGCAAUGGAAGUGGAUGACGAAGAAAAACAGCAGCCAAUCACAGAACAGCCUGCCGCAGAUACUACAUCUUCCGAUACUGCUGUUAUUACAGAAACAAUUGACGGAAAGAAUGAAUCAAAAGUCGCCCAGGAAAAGGUGAGCAGUGAGGAACCGAAAGUAGAAACCUCUGAACCCGUCAAGCAGCAGACACCGGAACCCAUGGAGGUAGAUUCGAGUUCGAAAGCUAGCACUGAAACCACCAAGACCGUAUCACCCGUUAAAGAGGUUGUGCCAGUAGCAGCUGCCGCCGCAGCCGUCGAGUCUGAAUCAGAUCAGACGACAGUAAGUAAUAACGAAGUCGUUGAAUCGGCUAUCGAAGUCAAAGAGGAUGCACCAGUCGUACCGGAGAAGGAGGUAAAUGCUAGCGAAGUCGAGAGCACACCAGCAGAGAACAGUACAACUAAAGCUGAUGAAGCACCUGCCAACAAUGAUGUAAGCAAACUGUCUGUGCCGGUUGCCCAAGCCGAUACCGUCGUAACGGAGACACCGCCAACGGCCGUUAAGGAGCCGCAGGCCAACUGUGAAAACAAGUCCGAGCACAAUGACAAUGGCGAACCGAAGAUCGUUAACAAUGCCACCGACGAUGGGGAAAACCAUGUAACGCCGCAGGCUUGCAAUUAAGCAGAAGCAAUAUUAUAAUAAUGAUGAUGAUAAUGAAAACCAAUAACUAUAGCUCGUGCCGAAAGUGUACAAGUGUAACUUCGAAUCGAUUCGACAAGUUGCCGCCAACAAAUAAGCAAAUAACAAGAGUUUUACCCAAAAACGGGCAUGCAUAGGUUUAAUUCUGUUUCCAUUGUCAAGUUUUCUUUUUAUUCUCAAACCACAAAAUGGUACGAUUGCAAUUCACUAACCAUCUUCCAGUCUUUGGCUUAAUUAUUUUAUGUCUUAGGCUGUAAUCGAUGCUGGAUUUUAAAUGCUGAUCUGUGUGCGCAAUAUAUAGUAACAAACACAUACAGCAAAUAGAAACUAAAACGUAGAUCUAACCCGCCAACA